AUGGUUGGUGGGGAGGAGCGCUGGGUCUGUCCGAAUUCCAGCACAAAUAUUGAGAGUACAACUAGGCACUGGGUCACUGCACGAUCUCAUCGCAAAAGAGCAUCUGUGGGAACUGGUACCAGCUCAUCUGGUAUCAUUCUCGAUUGUAUCGUUGCGCCAACUGUAUUGUCGAAACUCGGUCACCGGAAGUUAUUCCUAGUAAUGUCACUGCUCAUGUUGAUUGGGGUCACGCUCGAGGCAUCUGUCACAUCUUUCUGCUUUUUCAACUCCUUCGACGUAUUCCUCGCCUCCAUCGUUGUUUACCUAUGCCGAGAAGGAACCGACAAAUGGCAAUAUCUCACCGUAAUCCUCUGCCAACUGGCCGUCCCAAUCGGCUACAUGACCUUCUACGCCUUCCUCUCCGAAUCUCCACGCUGCCUAGUCUACCAGGGCAGCUACAAAGAAGCUGAAGAAGUCCUCCGCUCCCUCUCCAACACCCCCUCAACAAUCGCCCAUGAAAUCUCACUCCUCAAAGUCCAAACCAAAAGAGCAAGGCAAACUCCACAGAGCGACCUCCCUCCGCGACUGCUUAAAGACACUAAUCUCCGCCGCACUAUUAUUGCCAUCAGCGUCCAAGUCCUCCAACAAGCACAGGGCGUCCCCAUCAUCCAGAACUACAUCCUCGCCUUCAUGGAACCGCUCCAAUUCCCCGAUCCCCUACGGACGAACCUCAUGGUAAUGGGGUGUAGCUUCGCAGCCCACAUCAAGACAUUCUUCAGUUUCGAUGAGAUUGGCUGUCGAUACUCGCUAUGCAUCAGUUCAGUAUUAUUAAGGAGCGUGAUGUUUGGAACAGGGAUAGAGUUCGCAACGGGUGAUACGAGCACUAGUUCAUCGCCUGUGUCGAUGGUGUCCAUCGCGCUUCUGAUUCUCUGGUAUUAUACGUAUCUUACAUGA
Aspergillus alliaceus is the source of this 933-nucleotide messenger RNA. RefSeq lists its product as uncharacterized. The transcript is spliced from 3 exons. Lineage: Eukaryota; Fungi; Ascomycota; Eurotiomycetes; Eurotiales; Aspergillaceae. Bases 1 to 933 code for a protein of 310 amino acids. Gene Ontology annotation, cellular component: membrane. Gene Ontology annotation, biological process: transmembrane transport; carbohydrate transport. The record is from RefSeq and is a predicted model, not a curated record. Gene Ontology annotation, molecular function: carbohydrate:proton symporter activity.